CUCUGCUGGUUCAGUUCGGCAAUUGUGUAACUGCUUGCCUGAUAGAACAAGCUCCGCUCUGAUUGGCUGAUUCCCUACUUGCUUUAGGUAUGCUACCUUAACAGACUGUUGGAAAUAUGAGAAUUUCUUCGUGAACGCAUUUCGAAAAAUCAAAAAAUGGCAAAGCCUCCAUUUUCUGUGAGUAGACCUUUUUAUGAGUCUUUGAGGAUAUUAAUGGGGCAUUAAUGAUCACAUAACCGCUGUUAAUAUUUGAUGAACCAAGUUCAUUUCAUUUUUAUUAUUUUAGACUUUUCGGUAUAUUUCCCUGUCGUUGACUGAUUUAGUUCCUUUGCAUGAUUUGUUUUUAUUGCAUAAUCGAAGUGCCACAAAACAAAUUAAUUAUAACGUUAAUUUGAGCGCAAAGAAAGAGAAUCUAACAGAAUAAUUCAUAAUUUCCAACCUUCGAAACGAGACCUUAUGGGGAACACUUGAAUGCAGCAUCAAUAUCUAUCAUUGCACUUCCCUCCCAACAUCCCCACACGACACGGGGCUCACAGGCGACAGUAACAUUGUGUGUGUGUGUGUGUGUGUGUGUGUGUGUGAGAGAGAGAGAGAGAGAAAGUAAAAAACAUCAGACACCAUGACCAUUAGAAACACUAUCCGGGACCAUGGACAGAGGUAUCGACCACGAAUGGCUUGUCUCAAGAAGGCGGAGAAGGUGAUGCUGGAGAUGCAGGACCCCAAAACAGGAGUGAAAUCACAGCCUCAGAGACUGGUUAUCACAACAAUACCACACGCUAUUACUGGUGAAGACAUAAUUGCGUGGAUAGCGGAGAGGUUCCAAAUAGAUGCACAAGAGGCGAAGAAUUUCAGCUCUAUGCUGGUGGCGUUAGGAUACAUCUACCCUCUGCAGGACCACAAACGCUUAGUGAUCAAGCCUGACGCAUCCCUCUAUCGCUUCCAGACGCCGUAUUUCUGGCCCACACAGCAGUGGCCUGUUGAAGACACAGAUUAUGCAAUCUAUCUGGCGAAAAGAAACAUACGAAAGAAAGGCGUCCUGGAGCUGCAUGAGCAGGAGCAGUAUAACCGCCUUCACAAGUGGAUGAAUCAUAAAUGGGAUUUCAUUGUGAUGCAAGCUAAAGAGCAGUACAGGGCCGCGAAGGAGAGGAAGAAACCGGAUCGUGUGGUGUUCGAGUGCCAGGAGAGAGCCUACUGGGUGGUUCACAGACCUCCGCCUGGCACAGUGAGCGCCAUGGACUAUGGACUGGAUCGCCGUACUGAUCCUAAUGCAGACGAGGCGAAAACACCGGACUUCUACGAGAGAAUCAUGAUCUUUACUCAGCAGUCCAUCAUGAGGCCCAGAGUGAAGUCAUCUGUGUCCAUUGGCGCAAUAGUGAAGUAUUGUGCCACCUACAGCAGCCACGAUCCUUUCCUCUCCAAGUGUCUUCCCAGCAACCCCUGGCUCACUGAUGAUGUCACGUACUGGACCUUGAACAUGCCCAAUGUGGAAAUACCAACUAAAAUGCGUGUGGAGAGGUGGACGUUCAGCUUCGGAGAGCUGCUCUCAGACCCUCGAGGACGAAACGAUUUCAGACUCUUCCUGAAGAAAGAAUUCAGCGGCGAGAACUUGGCAUUCUGGGAGAGUUGUGAAGAUCUGAAGUGGGGCACUGCUGCGACGAUGAGAGAGAAAGCGGAGCAGAUCUACAAGACGUUCCUGGCACGCGGUGCACCGCGCUGGAUCAACAUCGACGGAAAUACGAUGGAAGUCACAGUGAAAGGCCUGAAACACCCGCACAGAUACGUCCUGGACGCAGCCCAAACUCACAUCUACAUGCUCAUGAAGAAGGACUCAUACGGCCGAUACCUGAAAUCUCCGGUGUUUAAGGACACGCUGAAGAAGGCCAUUUGUCCCGAGGAGCACAAGUUCUCCGAUGCCCAGUUGGAGCAGAAUGCAAAGAACAGGCGGCCCAGUCUCAGUCCCAUCAUCCUCCGGCAGAUGGAGCAGGAGCAGAAGGCCAAGAUGGCCGCCACUGUUGACAUCACGCAGCUGUGCCGCUUCACCACCCCCGUCCCCCACCUCGCUGUCUACACUGGCAUCUCUGACUUCCCCUCUGCCAACGCCUCCCCCUCCAUGCCUUUCCUGGCCCACACGCCGGCUUGUCCGUCCCCCAUCAGCGUGGCCUUGGACAGCACAUCUGCCUCUGAGCGGCGACUGGAGGCCGGGGAAGGAGAAGGCGAGUCGAACCCCACGGGUCGGGCCACAGGAGGUGGAAACGCGUCCAAGUCUCGCAUGGCUCUGUCCCUGCGUCGUCUGCUGAAGCGCGGCUGCACGCCCUCCACCAUGUUCGCCAGCUUGUCGCCCAAAUGCCACUCGACUCCAGGGACAAGUAGCCGCAUCCAGCCCAUCACCCCGGAUCAGCCCAGUCAGGCUCCACCCAGACGGAUUGCCAAUUUUUUCCAGAUUAAAGUGGAUAUUCCUCCAGAGUGCCGCAUCUACCCCAUAGAGUCCGAGGACGAGGACGAGGAGAGCAGGGCCACCUCCCGGGGUGGAGUGGGAGCCAAAGAGAUCAUCUGCCCCUGGGAGAGCCUCACUCCACACAACGGCAUGGGCUAAUAGGCUGCGUUCACAAAAGUGUAUAAAAAAAGAUGGGCUUUCUACAUCUGUGUCAGUCUGAACCAGCUGAUUUUUUUCCCCUUGUUCUGACAGAGAUAAAAGAUCUCCCACAGAGCAUAAAGGGGUGAAAUCUUAUCCACCCUGUGAUAACGUGGCCGCAUUCUCACCACCAGGCCACAGUCUACAACAUAAAUACCAAACAACACAGUCAGUCUGGGACACUUUAAAGAUGGCUGUUGGUCUGCAGUAGACUGAGCAUCAGUUUACUGCGUCCGUGGUUUAACUUCUUAAAGCAAGCUCAAGUUUUGAGUGUCAAACACCGGCCGCCUGUAGGAAUGUUUCACGUCCGCUGCUGCAUAAUCCUCAGUACUCUAAAAACCAUCACAGUUUCUCCAAAAUAUGGCUAAAUCGCAGUGUUUUUCCACAGCUGGUUACCUUUGUUACAACACAGGAUUUUAGAAAUAACUAAUGUCAGGAGUCCUAAUUCUUUUAGUGCAUCCCCUCUCUUGUAAGAAAUGCCAGGAAAGGUUGUAAAACCGUCUGAUUAUUUUAUUUCUUUCACAUCCAGGUAUAUAAUCCUGGUAAAGAAAACCCCGUCGUGGGUAAUUUGUAUGUACUUUUUUUCAUGUGAACUCCUCCUCGGGUUGUUAAAACCCCAAAUCUCUUAGUCAGAAUACUGAGGACACUGCACUUGUGCAUAUCUGGUGUGUGGAACAAACCUACAAGAAGUAUUUGAUACUCAAAACAGUUCAGUGGAGUAUUCCUUUAAAGUACAGCCUUACUGACGCCAACCCUUACAGAUGUGAGCUCCAGCUGAGCCAGCUGUUUACGUUGGGUGUUUAGUUUUGUGGGGCCCGCCGCUCCACUCGAGGACAACAGGGUGUACGAACUUCUGAGAGCUUUCGACGCUUCAGCUGUAGCUUUCACAUAUAAACCUCAGUGUGUGUUUACUAAUGAACAGUAGCUCUGAACAGCAGCAGCCUUAUCCGCCUUCACACACCUGAAAAACUUGUGUUGUUAUUUUUUCUGGUGGCCUCAGAAGUUUCUACAAAGCAGGCAUGUACGCAGACACCGAUAACCAAAAGUAUAAGUGAAAAGAAAAGCAGAAACUAAAGAAUUUUGCUCAUUAAAAACUCAUGAUCAUCAUGUCAUCAUAUAAAAGGUUUGCAUCCCCGAGAGAGCAAUAAGCUAAAGCAGACAAACGCGAUUGGACUGUGCACAUGCCUGCUAAAAAUACAGAUAAUGUGUUUAUAUAUUUAUUAAAUAACGAUCAGUUUUCUGAAGUAGAGAAGUGUUCUUGUGCUGCUGAAUAGACUUAGAUGCCUCAUCCCCUGUUUACUUACCUCUUGCACACAUUACGUGAAACGAGUGAGAGUGAUAGAUGCAGUUCAGGUGAAAUGAGGGCACACGAGCAGUUUGUUUACGUGAGGGUCAGGUAAUAGUUUUGUAUUCCACUCCUCUGCUGUUUUGUACACUCUGUGUAGCGGUCGUAUGCUGAACACUAACUCCCCCCUCCUCUGAGCGAGGUGUUAAUAUUUUUCUCUCACGUCUCUCUGUUGGCGAGGGCGGUACAAUGUGAAUUAGCUGUCCGAAUGUAUUAUCUUUAUCAUGUUUACAGAUGCAAGAAUGUGAAAAAUACCUUAAAUGGGUUGUAUUUGAUUUGUACAUUCCAUGGCUUGUGUCAAGUGCCUCA
This is a messenger RNA of Scatophagus argus, 4286 nucleotides long. It is a transcript of the gene rgs9b, whose product is annotated as regulator of G protein signaling 9b. The coding region runs from base 620 to 2593 and encodes 657 amino acids. NCBI's taxonomy places the organism in Eukaryota, Metazoa, Chordata, Actinopteri, Scatophagidae. Gene Ontology annotation, biological process: intracellular signal transduction; G protein-coupled receptor signaling pathway; regulation of G protein-coupled receptor signaling pathway. The transcript has 19 exons. The record is from RefSeq and is a predicted model, not a curated record.